Lactuca sativa (garden lettuce) is the source of this 1349-nucleotide messenger RNA. Its product is annotated as staphylococcal-like nuclease CAN2. The record is from RefSeq and is a predicted model, not a curated record. Gene Ontology annotation, molecular function: ATP binding; aminoacyl-tRNA ligase activity. Gene Ontology annotation, biological process: tRNA aminoacylation for protein translation. Gene Ontology annotation, cellular component: cytoplasm. Lineage: Eukaryota; Viridiplantae; Streptophyta; Magnoliopsida; Asterales; Asteraceae.
UUUCAUCAUUUGGAUUGAAACUUUUUACUUUUAUAAUGCUCCUUGCGUCCUUUGCCUCCAAUAAUUUCCUACACCCCUUCUUUCUCCUUCUCACUAUCUUUCUACAUCAUUAUAUCAGAAAAAAUCCAAAGUAGUAGCAGAUAACCAACCAUAGUUUAAAAAGAAUGGGAAAUGCAUUGAGGCUUCUGUAUGGCCAAUGCUGCGGCGAGCCACCAACCACCACCACUGCACACGGCGGCGCUGGUGAUCAACCACUUGGCCACCACGGUGUUUCUUCAUCCAGCGUCGGUGUCUCCGCCCUUGCCCAACACCUCUAUCACUUCGAAAUCACCUCCCAGGUUCCUGAAGGCCUGAGUAAGCAUGUGAGUUCAUCCAAAAAAGCUCAGUCCAAUUGGUAUAAGAAACUAUCAAAGGCAUGGAGGGAAUCAAAACCUCCACCAAAGACACCCGAAGAGGCUUCCAGGCUUGUAAUUCGUAUCCUACACACACGCCAAAUAGCUGAUAUUCAGGGUUUAUUAUCAUUCUACGGUCUCCCACUUCCUCAUUCGCUAGUUGAACUCACGGGCGGUGAUGCUCCAUCGGUUGUCGACGGUCUCAAAUUCGUGUUACACACACUUCCUGUGGAUCCGAGGGCGGUAGCAGAUGGAGACGGUGCAACAGUGUAUGUUAGUACCUCAGAUACCCGAGAGUCAUCACGUGUUCCACCCGAGAUACAAAUGGCAGCGGUUGAACGUAAUGAAGCACGUGCCCAGAGGAACUUCACCAAAGCAGAUAAAUUGCUCAAGCAAAUCAAAGAUGCGGGAUAUGGGGUGCUACAUAUAAAUAACGAGGAAAUUUUAGCACGAAAGUAUCGGAUUAGACUAAGGGGAAUAGAUGCACCCGAAAAUGCAAUGCCUUAUGGGAAAGAAGCGAAGGAUGAAUUGGUGAGGAUAAUUGAUGGGAAGUGUUUGAAGAUUUUGAUCUUUGAUGAAGAUCAAUAUGGGCGUUUUGUUGGGGAUAUGUAUUGUAAUGGCAUAUUUGUACAAAAAUUAAUGUUGAAGAAAGGACUUGCAUGGCAUUACACUGCUUAUGAUAAACGACCUGAAUUAGCGAAGUGGGAGAAAAGUGCGAGGGAUAAGAGAAUUGGGUUGUGGGCUUCAUCGAAUCCUGAAAUGCCAUGGGAAUGGAGGAAGAAUCGCCGCGAAAAUAGAUAGUUGGAAAGAAUGGAAUGGCGAUAAUAUGGAAUGAAUUGUUACAUUCCAUAAUCAUGUUUGAUUGGGUGUAUGAAUGAAACGAAUUUUCUUAUGUAUUUUUUGUAUUGUAUGUAAAUACAAGGUAUGGUUCCAAAAUAGAGUUGUCUUAUGCUCGAA